Molecule: messenger RNA, 915 nt
Organism: Fusarium venenatum
Lineage: Eukaryota; Fungi; Ascomycota; Sordariomycetes; Hypocreales; Nectriaceae
Source: RefSeq, a predicted model, not a curated record
AUGCCUCCCUACCAGAUCUCCGGGCCUGUCAAUUGUGACAUUGAUUUCAAUAGAGAUCAACUGGCAGGAAAGACCGCGCCAGUGGUAUUGGAGAAGCAUAUGCACGAGCACUACACAAAGCAGGGCAUGUUUGCUGUGAUCGUCAUCGGCGAUAAGAAUUCUACUUCGGGAGAGAAGCUUGCUAGCGACUUAGCAGGCUCCAAGUUUGUCCAAUGUGAUGCAACCGAGUGGGAAGACCAAAUUCGUCUCUUCAAGGAAGCAGCUCAGUUCUCGUCCUCUGGAAAGAUCAGCUAUGUGGUAGCUAAUGCUGGUAUGACCAAAACCGACCAAACCUUCACAUUCGAUGGGCUUGGAAAGGAACCCCAGAAGCCUGACUUGCAGAUCAUCGAUGUGAAUCUCAAAGGCACACUCUACACGGCUAAGCUCGCCAUGCACUACUUUGUAUCUCAAAACGGGACCGAGCCACAGAAAGAUCAAGAAGAUACAUGUUUGAUUCUUAUCAGCUCUGGCGCUGGUUUUGUUGAUGUCCCCAGAGGUCCAGAGUAUAGCAGCACAAAGUGGGCAGUCCGCGGAAUCAUGCAUGCACUACGAAGAACAGCGUUUUACUACAGUAGCCGUGUCAACGUCAUUGCACCUUGGUAUAUACGGACUAGUAUCCUGUCCAGGGAGCAGUUUGAUGAAGUUGAACGUUCAGGUGUGGAGCUCGCAACCUCUGAAGAUGCGGGCGACUGUGCAUUGCGAAUCUUGAGUGAUACGAGUAUCAAUGGGCGGACUCUCUUUGUUUGUGCCCGCAAAUGGGCUCCAAGUGGGUACAUCGACCUCGAUAUCGAAGAUUAUCCUGAUAGCUCGUUGCUGCAGGAGAUCCAGGAGGACCAGAUGAGAAAUGCGCCUGUCGAGCUGGGGUUAUUUCCAUAG